AUGGUAUUUGUAAAAUCAGUUGAUGCCUCAGAUAUUGUGAAGAGUCCUAGAAACUUAUUUAAAUUGUUUGAUGAAGUAGUUACAUGGGUUGGUCCAAAAAACAUAGUUUACAUGGUUACUGAUAAUGCUUCCAAUUAUGUAUCUGCUGGUAAAUUGUUGUGUGAAAAGUAUAAAACUAUUAGUUGGUCUCCUUGUGCAGCACAUUGCCUGAAUCUUGUGUUGCAGGAUAUGGGAGACAUGCCUCAUGUGGAGAGACUCAAAAAACGUGCAUUCAAAGUUACAGUUUUUAUUUAUAAUCAUGUGGCUUUGAUUGCUUGGUUGAGGAAGAAACCUGGUUGGACAGAUAUUGUACGUGUAGGAGCAACAAGAUUUGCUACUACUUUCCUUUCAUUUGGAAGUCUUCAUGUGCAUAAGCAUGACUUGCAAGCCUUAGUGACUAGCAAGUUCUUUGUGGACAAUAGAUUAGCAAGAGAGUCAAAAGCAAAAGAAGUAGUUUCUAUCAUUUUAAAUAAUUCUUUUUGGGAUGAUAUUAAUGUUCUUGUCAAGAUUUCAUUGCCACUCAUUCGUUUGUUACGGAUUGUUGAUUCUGAUCAAAGGCCUGCAAUAGGAUAUGUGUAUGAGGGCAUGCAUAGAGCACGGUUGGGAAUCAAGAAGAUCUUCCGAAUGAAGAAGCACUUGUACAAGCCAUACACCUCAAUUAUAAAAAACCGUUGGGACAAACAUUUGCGUAAAGAUCUUCAUGCUACUGCAUAUUGGUUAAAUCCCGCUUUUCAAUAUGAUGAGGAGAAUUUAUGUCGAAAACCAGCAGUAUAUAUGGCUGUUUUGGACUACAUUGGGACAAAAUAUGAUGGUGACAAAGAAAAGCUUUGA
Molecule: messenger RNA, 870 nt
Organism: Quercus lobata
Lineage: Eukaryota; Viridiplantae; Streptophyta; Magnoliopsida; Fagales; Fagaceae
Exons: 2
Coding region: 1-870 (289 amino acids)
Source: RefSeq, a predicted model, not a curated record